Amblyraja radiata (thorny skate) is the source of this 3277-nucleotide messenger RNA. RefSeq names its product metastasis-associated protein MTA1-like. The transcript is spliced from 17 exons. Gene Ontology annotation, molecular function: histone deacetylase binding; chromatin binding; transcription coactivator activity. Gene Ontology annotation, biological process: negative regulation of transcription by RNA polymerase II; double-strand break repair; response to ionizing radiation. NCBI's taxonomy places the organism in Eukaryota, Metazoa, Chordata, Chondrichthyes, Rajiformes, Rajidae. Bases 15 to 1904 code for a protein of 629 amino acids. Gene Ontology annotation, cellular component: NuRD complex; nucleoplasm. The record is from RefSeq and is a predicted model, not a curated record.
AAGUGGAAGAGGAGAUGGAAAACGCAGAACUGCAGGAGCUCUCCGAGAACGAACGGCACCAGCUGAAACAUCGCGAGCUCUUCCUGUCCCGGCAGCUGGAAUCCCUCCCAGCAACCCACAUCAGGGGUAAGUGCAGUGUUACACUGCUAAAUGAAACAGAGUUGCUAUUGUCCUAUCUGGAACGCGAGGAUACAUUUUUUUAUUCACUCGUCUACGAUCCGCAGCUGAAGACGCUUCUGGCAGAUAAGGGAGAGAUUCGUGUCGGCCCCCAAUACCAGGCAGACAUCACUGACUUGAUGAAAGAAGGAGAGGAAGACGGAAGAGAUCAGUCUGAAAUGGAAGCCAAGGUCUGGGACUGGGACAUUCCACUGACAGACAAGCAGAUUGACCAGUUCCUCGUCGUUGCUCGUUCUGUCGGAACAUUUGCCCGUGCUUUAGACUGCAGUAGUUCGGUGAGACAGCCCAGCUUACACAUGAGUGCAGCGGCAGCAUCCAGGGACAUCACCCAGUUUCACGCCAUGGACACCCUGUACAAAAACGCCUAUGAGGUCUCGCAGGCCAUCUCUGCACUGGUCCCACAGGGUGGCCCAGUGCUUUGUCGGGACGAAAUGGAGGAAUGGUCUGCUUCCGAGGCCAACAUGUUUGAAGAAGCUUUGGAGAAAUAUGGGAAGGACUUUGAAGACAUUCAACAGGAUUUUUUACCCUGGAAGUCAUUAACCAGCAUUGUAGAGUAUUAUUACAUGUGGAAGACCACAGACCGAUACGUGCAGCAGAAACGGCUGAAAGCGGCGGAAGCAGAGAGCAAACUGAAGCAAGUGUACAUCCCGAAUUAUAAUAAGCCAAAUCCAAACCAGAUCAAUGGAACAAACACAAAGGCUGGAGCGAUGAAUGGAGGCAGUGUGCUGGCACCAAAUGGGACGGUAGCAGUGCUGGGACCUGAGCGAGCCUGCGAGAGCUGUUUCACCACGCAGUCGUACCAGUGGUACUCCUGGGGCCCCCCUAACAUGCAGUGCCGACUCUGUGCCGCCUGCUGGGCCUACUGGAAGAAGUACGGCGGGCUGAAAAUGCCGACCCGACUGGAUAGUGAGAGGCCGGGACCGCACCGGAAUAACCUGAACGUCCAUGGAACGCUGGCACGGAGUGGGACUAGUUCCAAGUUUGCAGUGAAGACACGGCAGGCAUUUUACCUCCACACGACCAAGCUGACAAAAAUAGCUCGGCGCUUAUGUCAGGAUAUUCUGCAGCAGGCAGCACGACACCCCUACGUGCCAAUUAACAGUGCAGCCAUCAAGGCAGAGUGUACAUUACGAUUACCAGAAGCAGAAAAUCAAACCAUGGGAAUGAAGCGAGCUGCUAGAAAACCCUUGGAGACAAUUGUGCAAUACUUGGAAGCUCAUCCGUGCCCGAAGCAGGACCGUGCUCAGGUUGGUCUGCACAUCAGCAGCGUGACUCCUGCCAGGUUGAUGCCCAUCUUAAAUCACAGCUCUCCAACUAUCUUGGGCAAGCGCAGCUAUGAGCAGCACAAUGGCAUAGACGGGAGCAUGAAGAAACGCUUGCUGAUGCCUUAUAAGGGUAUGAUGAACCACACGCAAGGGAGACAGAUGGGACCUGCUCGAAACUCUGUGGUCAAUGGGAGAUCUUGCCCACCCAGUAUCAGAGCUCCACGAGCAGGCGUGGUGCCACCAGUGAAGUGUAGGCAGCUGAACAGGAUCGAUAACCCUGGUGACGUCUUUUUCAUGGCAACUGAUGAAACCAGGAAGAUCCGCAAGUUACUUACUUCCUUUGAGCGGAGGCGGAGUGGAAGACGGCCUCAAGCACAGAUCUUUGUGGAGCAGCACACCCUGACGCGUGCAAUAGGCCCAGAGUCUUCCACCAGCGAUGAGCCCAUUAUCAUUGAAGAUUAACAGCCACCUCCCUGCACUUCAUAUCAACCACGAUGCGUUUACUCAGUUGACAAGGAAAAAAAAAUAUUUCAAAUGACCUUCAUCUUUAUAACCUGAAUUUGGAUUGGCCAGCAGAUGCUCGCAGUCGAGUGUGAGGCCAAAUGGUAUUUGUUAGUAAUCUACCCUCCCUUUUGUUUACUGUGUUGGCCAUUGGACUUCAGUAGGAGAAGAAACCCUUUCAUUUAUAAGCCAUCUUUCACCAUUACAGGACAUCCUAAAGCACGAUAAGGUGAAGACAUAAUUUUUUUGAAGUGAAAUGACUUGCGAUGCCAGGAAAUGCAGAGGCCAAAUUGUGCAAAGUAAGAUUUCAUGAGGAUCAUUGAAAUAAACAAGCAAAUCUUGGGGUUAGGGCUAAAUAUUGGCAGAGAUACCCACUGUAACGUUCUAGAGAUGGCGGAAUGGAAUUUUCAUAAGCUACAUUGUAAAGAUGAGAAUUUGGGACCAGAAGGGGGAGUCCUUUCUCUGGAGUUACCUCCACACUAUAGUUAAGUAAUUCUGUCAAAGUUUCCCAUCCUUUGGAUGUUGUACUCUCAAACUUGCCUCCUCCAUCCAAAAUGUUGAGCUGAGAAUGAGUUUCUUCCCCCACAGCACCGGGGUACUGCUCACAGUCAGUUGCUUUGUGCCCUUUUCCCACCAUCACCUACGAGACUGGGAGGGAGUCACAGCUGAGUUCCAGGGAAGAGUCCUCCCAAAAACGUUAACUUACUUUCUUUUUUUUUGCAUGCUGCCACUGUUCCUGGUCCUUUCCAACUCAAGUGGCAGUUCAAUUGCUAAUUCGUCAAAAGGAAAGAUGUUUUUUUUAAUCCAAGGCUACAGACCCAACGUGGGUGCGGGGGAUAGAUGUAGAUCGGUACAAUGGGCAGCAUGUGUGUGGUGGGAUGAAGGGCCUGUUUUUGUGCUGCCUCACCAUCCAGUGGACAGUUUCUCUUUAUUCACUCGCAUCUGCCUAUUUGUUCUUACUCUUUCUUGACUUGAUGCCCCUCCUGAUCUAACUCCAGGUGCACCGGGCAACUUCUGGCACCUGCCUGCAAAAUCCUUAGCAGAAGCCACUCAAGAGCAGAGAGUUCAACUCCCCUUUUUAUCUUUGCCCUUGCUUUCUAUCAUCAACACUUUGGUUACUAAAGGACCUCAAAGAUUUGACAAGCCUCAGCCCUGGCUCACAAUUUCCCACAACCAACCAAGUGUCUUUAUCCUUUGAGAAUGGUGUUUUUUAAAAAAAGAAAAGAAAAAUCCCAUUUGAAAUGUUUUUUAAAGAAGAGUUUUAAUUUGAACUCAAAAGUGAGGCCAAGUAACUUCCUGUUUAUGAAUAAAGAUGAUGAUUAUGUUGAGAAUGA